AUGUCGCAAAAUAUCGAAUCCAACAAUGCUCUAGUGCUGGCUGAGGCACUCCAGGCACUUAGGACCGACCCGACUCUCACCACUUUGACAUUGAAGCACAAGUCGAUCGGAGACAGUGGAGCUCAGGCGCUGGCUGAAGAACUCAAGACCAACUCGACUCUGAUCAGUUUUGACUUAAUUAACUGCUCUAUCGGAGAAAAUGGAGGUCAGGCGCUGGCUGAGGCACUCAAGACCAACUCGACUCUAUACACUUUGGACUUGUCUCGCAGCGCGAUCGGAGACAACGGAGCUCAGGCGCUGGCUGAGGCACUCAAGACCAACUCGACUCUGUACACUUUGGACUUGACCAGCAGCUCGAUCGAAAACAACGGAGCUCAGGCGCUGGCUGAGGCACUCAAAACCAACUCGACUCUGGGCACUUUGGUCUUGCGGGAGAACCACAUCGGAGACAAUGGGGCUCAGGCACUGUCUGAAGCACUCAAGUCCAACUCGACGCUGACUGAUUUGGACAUGUACUGCAAUUCGAUCGGAGAUAAUGGAUCUCAGUCAAUGUCUGAGGCACUCAAGACCAACUCAACUCUGGCCUAUUUGAACUUAGGUGGCAAUUUGAUUGGAGACACCGGAGCUCAGGCACUGUCUGAAGCACUCAAGAUCAACUCGACUCUGACCUCUUUGAACUUGAUGGACAACUUCAUUGGAGACCACGGAGUUCAAGCACUAAAGCAAGUGCCAUAUAGCGCAAGACGUGACAUCUAUUACGCAUAUUAA
Linnemannia hyalina is the source of this 768-nucleotide messenger RNA. The record is from the annotation of a GenBank genome assembly. NCBI's taxonomy places the organism in Eukaryota, Fungi, Mortierellomycota, Mortierellomycetes, Mortierellales, Mortierellaceae.